Messenger RNA from Knipowitschia caucasica, 837 nucleotides. The record is from the annotation of a GenBank genome assembly. NCBI's taxonomy places the organism in Eukaryota, Metazoa, Chordata, Actinopteri, Gobiiformes, Gobiidae.
AUGGGAGGGGAUAUUGGGGGGGGGGUAUGGGGAGUGAUUGGGGUUGGUGUGGUGGGGGGGGGUGUUGGGGGGUGGUUUUUUUGUUUUGGGGGGGGGGGGGGGGGGGGGGUGGUUUUGUGUGUGGGGUGUGUUGGGGUUGUUUGUAAAUGUUGGUUGUUAUUUGGGUUUUGGUGUUGUGUGGGUGGUUUGGUUUGUUUGUUUGGGGGGUGGUGGUUGUGGUUAUAUGUUUUUGUUGGGGUGGUUGGGUGGUGGUUUGGGUAUUUUUGUUGGGUUUUGGUUGGUGGGGUGGGUUUGGGGUGUGUUGGGGGUGGGGGUGGGUUUGGUGGGGUGGGGUGGGGUUGUGUGUUGUGGGGUGGGUGUGGGUGUUUGUGGUGUGUUUUGGGUUUGUGUUGUAUGUGGGUUUUGGUUUUUUUGUUUGGGUGUUGGUGGGUUGUGGUUUUUGGGUUUUUUUGUUGGUUUGUUUUGGGUGGGGGGUUUUGGGGUUGGGGGGGGUUGUGUGGGGGGGUGGUUUUGUUUGGUGUUUUUGGGGGGGGGGUGGGUGGUGGGGGUGGGGGGUAUUUUUUGAAUGGUUUGGGAGGGUGGGGGGUAUGUGUGUUGUGGAUGAGGGGUGUUGGGGGUGGGGGUAUUAUGUAUGUGAUUGUGGGUGGGUGUUUUAUGUGUUGGGGGGUGGGUUUGGGGGGGGUGAUUGGGGUGAAUGGGUGGGGGGGGGGGGGAAGGGGGGGAUAUUGGGGGGUUGUUGGGGGUGUUUGUGGUGGUAUUUUUGUGUUGGGGGAUGGUGUUUUUUUUUUUGAGGGGGGGAUUUGGUGUGGUGUUGGUUAUUUGGUGAGGGGGGGGUAG